Molecule: messenger RNA, 1446 nt
Organism: Adineta ricciae
Lineage: Eukaryota; Metazoa; Rotifera; Eurotatoria; Adinetida; Adinetidae
Source: the annotation of a GenBank genome assembly
AUGGCAACACGACUGAAUAAAACACGUUGUAUCCGAUGUGAUAAAGAAACAACGGCAGUUACAUGUGAAGGAUGUCUUCAAUUGUUUUGUUACGAUCAUUUAACUGAACAUCGACAAGAAUUAAACAAAAAAUUGCAUCAUAUUGCAUUGGAUUGUGAUCAUUUUCGUCAAACGUUUAGUGAACCAACAACAAACUCACAGAAAGAAUUGUUUCUAAAACAAAUCGAUCAAUGGGAGAAAGAUUCAAUUAAAAUAAUUCAACAAACAUCGAAUGAAUGUCGACAAUUGUUAAUUCAACAUACAAUCAAAAAUAUUCAUCAAAUUGAAAUGAAUUUAACGAAAUUAAUGGAUGAAAUACGAGAAAUUCGACAAGAAGAUGAUUUCAAUGAAAUUAAUUUAGAACAAUUCACCGCGAAAUUGAAACAAUUACAAGAACAACUUGAUCAGCCAACAGACAUUUCCAUUCAACAAGAUUCAACCACAUUCAUUAGUCGAAUUCGUGUCGUCAUUUCAUCAGGAAAAUAUACUUCAUCGAAGAAUAUUCAUAUCAAUACAACAUGGAGACAAGAUGGAUCAACAGUUGUUGGAGGAAAUGGUGAAGGAAAUCAAUUGAAUCAGUUGUAUUAUCCAGAUGGACUUUGUAUUAAUGAUGAUGGAAAAAUAAUUUAUAUUGCAGAUUCGUCAAAUCAUCGAAUUGUUGAAUGGAAAGUUGAUACCAAUGUUGGCAAAGUGGUUGCUGGAGGAAAUGGAUGGGGCAGUGGUUUAGAUCAAUUAAAUUGUCCAACUGAUGUCAUUCUUGAUAAAACGCGUAACUAUUUGAUUAUUUGUGAUUAUGGAAAUCGACGAAUUUUGAAAUUAUCAUGUCAAAAUUGGCGAAAUCAACGAACACUUAUCUCAGAUAUUGAUUGUUCACAAUUAACAAUGGAUAAUAAUGGAGAUCUCUAUGUUUCAGAUUAUGAAAAACAUGAAGUUCGACGAUGGAAGGAUGGAGAAGCAAACGGAACGAUUGUUGCAGGUGGCAAUGGUAAAGGUGAAUAUCUUCAUCAACUGAAUCAUCCCACAUUUAUCUUCGUCGAUCAAGAUUACUCAGUUUACGUUGCCGAUUCAGGUAAUGAUCGUGUUAUGAAAUGGGAAAAAGAUACGAAAGAAGGAAUUGUUGUUGCUGGAGGACAAGGUCAAGGUAAUACUCUUUCGCGGUUAUCAAAUCCCCAAGGUGUGGUUGUUGAUCAUAUGGGAAAUGUCUAUGUAUGUGAUUCGUGGAAUCAUCGAAUCAUGCGUUGGUGUAAAGGUGCUCGAGAAGGUUCGGUUGUUGUCGGAGGAAAUGGUUAUGGUCAACAACCAAAUCAAUUUGCAUAUCCACAUGGUUUAACAUUUGAUCAACAAGGAAAUUUGUAUGUGAUUGAUUGUGAUAAUCAUCGAUUACAAAAAUUUGAUGUAAAUCUCUGA